Molecule: messenger RNA, 2420 nt
Organism: Phlebotomus papatasi
Lineage: Eukaryota; Metazoa; Arthropoda; Insecta; Diptera; Psychodidae
Gene: JhI-26
Exons: 7
Coding region: 199-1494 (431 amino acids)
Source: RefSeq, a predicted model, not a curated record
AAAUAAAACAGUGAGAAAUAAAAUUGUGAUUGUGAUGCUUUUUGUUGGGAGAAACUUGGUCGGUACUUAAUUAGUAUUUUAGAUGGCUACCGUCCAUCAUCAAGUUUGGAAGUGCGAAAGACGUUUUGGAAUAUUUUCUAUCACAUUAACCUAGGGCUAGGGGGUGUAGGACCUUAUUAUUGCUGAAGAAAUUGUGAAAUGGAUCCUGCUGAGUUCAUUAAAUGCGAAUUGGUGCCAAAACUUGUGAGUGAUGGUAAACUUUCUUUUGAUGGCGAUGCUGCAAUAAAGUCAUGUGAAGCAAGUAAACUUGGUGAAGAUGGUACUUUUAUGAGGACACUGUGUUAUCGUGUUAAAGUUGAGCUAUUUAGUGUCAAAUCGGGACUUACCCACCGAGUUUGUCUUGUUAUUAAGCUCACUCCACCAAAUACACCAUUGGAAUUUUAUGAAACGGGAAAUUAUGCUCAAUUGUUUGAAAAUGAAUUUAUAUCGUACAAUACAGUUUUACCACUUCUACAAGGUCUUGAUAUCUUCUAUCCCAAGUAUUUCUACAGCAGUCAGGCACCACAGAAAGAGAUAAUAGUUCUUAGUGAUUUCACAGAUGAGGGUUGGGCUGUUGCAAAACCAGUUACGAAUUUAUCUCUGGAAAAUAUUUUGGCUUCAGUGAAACUGCUUGGUCGAUUUCAUGGUUAUUCAUACGGUAUUAAGGAGACAAAUCCUGAAUUAUUCAGCAAAAUUCGUAAACAGCUCAAAUUAACAAGCUUCAACGCAGACACAAGCGGAAAUGAUGUUUGGGACAGAAUGAUGACAAAAUCAAUAAGGAGAGGGACUAAUUCCAUUAGGGAGUCUGAUGAGACACGCAGCGAGAUUCCUGAAGUGUUUCUGAUGGAUUUCGAGAAGUAUUUGGAGAAUCCCAUGAAGGUGCAGCGUAUUUUAAAUGAACCCUCAGAACCGUUGAGUGUUUUGUGCCAUGGAGACUACUUGAGCAAUAAUAUCGCCUUCAAGGAGACAACCGAAGCUGAUGGCACUUCCAGCAUCAUUGCCAUGAUGUUUGACUUCCAAACACUGAGAUAUUCAUCACCGAUGGUUGAUUUAGCCACAUUUAUAGCCAAUUCUACAGGAGUGGAUGUGCGAAAACCCCAUUUUGAUGACAUCUUCCGGUCUUAUCACACUGAAUUAGUGAAAGCACUCUGUGAAAAAUGGAACAAAAAUGAAGAUGAAUUACCAAGCCAUUACAGUUAUGGCAAUUUUCUCAAGGAAUAUGCAAAAUAUCUGCCAUUUGGCUACAGCAUAGCAGCAUCCUUUAUACCAAUGUUGCACUGCCCAGUUGCUGACCCAUUGGCGGAUAUGCAGGAAUAUUCAAUGGACAAUGAGAAUGUUGAUGAGUUGUUGGCUAAAAACCUAUCGAUUGGGGGUGAAAUUGUCAAUAGGGAACUUCGAUCUAUCAUCUGUGACAUCUACAAUCUCCAGAAAUUAACUGGAGUAACAUUUAAAUAAAUUACGUGCCUAUAUUUGAAGUGAGAUGGAGAGGAAAUGAUAGGAAGGCAUACUGACCACUUAAUUUAAUAAGAGAAAAUGAAUUAGGAUGCUUGUGCUGAAGGAAUUCUAUCCCUGGGUAUGAAUAUUUGUGUUUGCAGAUUAAACCCCUUUAUGAAGGAAAAUGGACUAUGUUGAUUGUGAAGUAUGAGGUGAAUUAUUCAUUUUAAUCGUGUCCUCCAUAUCCAUCUGUGUAAUGUUGAAAUGGCAUCCGAGGGAACACGUUCCAAUUCAGCUCAUUCAAAUAAUUUCCUUGAAGACAGUGAAAUAAAUUUGCACGUGGCACGUGACAACGUUCUAGAAAUGUUUCAUGUUUUUCCACAUAUACUUUAAUACUUUUUGGUCUCUUUCGCUGUGAUCUCCUUUUUCCCUUUUUUAGCCCAUACACCCCCACCAAUCCUCUAUAUCUAUGCCACAUCUAUGUCACUUUGCAAUUUUGUAAGGUACAGCCUUUUCCUCUUCCGAGCUAUUAUUUGGAUUACAAGUCUGACUAUGUAGUUGUAUAUAAUGUUAGCACGCCCCUCAAAAACGUAGAAACGAUAAAAAGUCACUGAGAUAAGUCUAAUCUACACUCUAAAUUUCCACCCUUCCUGUUCAGACAGCUGUAGGGGACAGCCGGGACAUUUGGUAGCGAAUUUUUGGAUGUCAGUAAAUAAUUAAGUUUCUUUUUUAUUAAUUAAUUUUCGUAUUAAUCAAUCCAAACAAAACUCACUUAAUAAAGUUUACAAAUACAAGAAAAUUUAACGUUCCACCGCCAAUAAAAUUUGAAAAUACAGAAAUCAAAACAACAAACGAAAUAAAAUAUCUAGGACUUACAAUAGACAAAAAAUUAAACAAUAAUCACAUAAGUAACAUAAUUAAAAAAUCUAAAUUUAGCAUCAAAAAAA